Pocillopora verrucosa is the source of this 1897-nucleotide messenger RNA. Lineage: Eukaryota; Metazoa; Cnidaria; Anthozoa; Scleractinia; Pocilloporidae. The record is from RefSeq and is a predicted model, not a curated record.
CGAGAUUUAUCAAGUAAGAUUACUUACGCAAGGCAAAGAAUUUCACAACAAUGGUUUUCCAGGAGGGAUGUCACUUCCUCAGUGAAUAUCUUUUGAGUAAACGCCUUAAUCGAUAUUGUGAUUUUUAAUUAAAAAAGAUGGAAAAUGGAUACAUCACCGCUGGAUUUGCUUGGAGGCCGGGAUCUCAAAUAGAUGUGAAACGCGUAGAGCUUCUGAUCUGCAGAGCGGAGGACAUAUAUCAGGACCACUUUGAUAACGACGAUGUUACCGUGGAAAACUUAAAAUAUUCAACUUAUAACCUGGAGCAGUGGAAUUCAGAGGGCGGGAGCUUUUGUGUCUGUCCAGCUCUUAAACCUGGCGUGUAUCAUUUCGUUUUUCGCAUAGACAAUGGGGAACAGAGAGAAUUGACAAUUUCUGAUUAUUACGACAGAACUUUUCUUGGUAAUGGUCGUGCUGUUAAUUACAUCGAAGUUUUGGCUAAUAACAAGAAAAAUUUAACACGUGCACAUGGGAACUCAGUCAAUGUGAAUUCAGUCAGUGAUGAGAAACACCAGUCCACUAAGAUGAGUAACAGCAAAGACUCACACUGCGAGCAAGACCAAAGCAACAGAUCAUGUGUUUUGUUAUGACAAACAUUUAUAGAUCAUGAAAAACAAUUAAUUUAUACAGUACUAACAGGAUGGGUGGUCAACUCUAUUAUCCUAUCAAGCAACACUGCAAGUAGUAGUACUUUUACCUCUUUUACAAAAUAGGUGACAGGUAAGUGCAAAAAUGAUAUUUUUAAAACCGUUUAAUUAUAUUUUUUGUGUCAGAAAAAAAUAGAAUUACAUAGUAGUAACUUGUCAAGAUGAACACAAUGAAUUACAUGAAAAAAAAGCUUUUGUAGCUCAAUCAACAAACAUUUUUACCUGUCCAACCUAUGGUUGUUUGAAUCAUAUAUAAAUAUGUAAGUAAUAAAGUAACUCCAUGUUACGAAUUGAUGUCAAUACAACUUGGCAGGAUUGUCAUACUUUGUUAGUAAUCAAUUCUGCAAUGGUCAAUUUACUUAACCUUUUUAACCUGUAUUGCAAUAUGCACUGCAUUUUGGUAAAGAAAACAUUAAAUUAUAGUGUUGCAAUUAAUGUGUUGGCAGUUUUCUAUUAUUUGUAUUACUGUAAUUCCAGUGUAAUUUAAUAUUAUUUGUUAGUACUGUGAGCCAAAUCCUUUUAUCUUUUAUAACAAUUAUUAAAGGAAUAAAUGGUUUGAGGCUUAUUUUCCAUCAUACCAUAUGACUUUUUCUAUUCAAAUUUUACACUCUCUCUUGGUGUCAAGUUCCUUUCAAAAAGUUUUUAAGGUGAGCAAUAAAAUUUUUCUGCAAAUGACAGUUAAAAAAGUUUAUUUUUAAGCCUCAACUUCAUGCACUAGAGCCAGUUUUCCUGCCUUCUAUCCAGAUAUAUUGAUUAUGGGCUGUUAACAAAAGAUUCAACAGUCAUUUAUUUGCUACACAACUCCAGAAUAUUUUAAGAAUACAUUUAUAUUUUUUUAACAUUUUAGUACCCCUGUACUUAUUUUGUAAAAUAAAAAUACAUGUUAAGUAAAAAUACAUGUUACAAUGUUACAGUAAUUACUAUUUUUUGUUAGGUGUAAGGUUCCUGAAUCCAAUUUCUUGAAAGUCAAGGUAACUUAGCAGGCCUGAAGCCAUAUAUUAGAAUCAAAUUUAAAGAAUCAAGGAGCAGGUUCUGGCAUCCAAAUCAAUCCAUUUUGUUACUUAAGCUGAAAGUUUUAUGUUAUAUUUCCAAACAAUUUUAAACCCCUGUCUUGAAUGAAAACAGAACAGCUUUACAGGCCUUUAAGUUUCCAGGACCUUCAAGAAAUGGGCCUUGGCUUAAAUAAUCUGAUUAAAGAAUUUAAAAGUAAA